Olea europaea var. sylvestris is the source of this 721-nucleotide messenger RNA. RefSeq names its product protein trichome birefringence-like 34. The record is from RefSeq and is a predicted model, not a curated record. The transcript has 3 exons. The annotation marks the transcript as partial. Gene Ontology annotation, cellular component: Golgi apparatus. Gene Ontology annotation, molecular function: O-acetyltransferase activity. Lineage: Eukaryota; Viridiplantae; Streptophyta; Magnoliopsida; Lamiales; Oleaceae.
AUUGAAAAGCAUGCCAGGCAUUGGACAGACGCUGAUAUACUUGUCUUUAACACUUACCUUUGGUGGAGACGACCUAAAAUGGAAGUCUUGUGGGGUUCAUUCAACAAAUCCGAUGGAAUCUACAAAAAAAUAGAUAUGUUACGUAGUUAUGAAAUGGCUCUAAGGACAUGGUCUGACUGGUUGGAAAUUCAUGUUAACCGGACUAAAACUCAAUUAUUUUUCAUGAGCAUGUCACCUACUCAUGAGAGAGCAGAAGAAUGGGGCAAAUCCAAAGGAGGAAAUUGUUAUACUGAAGCAGAAGCAAUAUUCAAAGAGGGAUACCGGGGAAGUGGAACAGAUCCCAAGAUGAUGCAAAUAGUUGAAGUCACAAUUAAUGAACUUCUAAAAAGAGGCUUAAAGGUACAAAUAAUGAACAUAACACAGCUCUCGGAGUACAGAAAAGACGGACACCCUUCAAUUUAUAGGAAACAAUGGGAACCUUUGACGGAAGAACAAAUAUCUAAUCCCCUUAGUUAUGCAGAUUGUAUACAUUGGUGUCUCCCUGGAGUUCCUGAUGUUUGGAAUCAUCUUAUGUAUGCUUAUAUUCUUAACUAUGGACCAACUUGAGUUGAUGAUCAUAUGUUGGUUCAACUUUAAAAUGUAAAGUUUGUCGUACAUAUUUCCCUGACUAGGGUAUGCUUGUUAUGUACACCACAACAAGGUUGCACAUAUUUUAACUGUA